Messenger RNA from Fusarium subglutinans, 1869 nucleotides. Its product is annotated as A G-specific adenine glycosylase. Gene Ontology annotation, biological process: base-excision repair; mismatch repair. The transcript has a single exon. Bases 1 to 1869 code for a protein of 622 amino acids. Lineage: Eukaryota; Fungi; Ascomycota; Sordariomycetes; Hypocreales; Nectriaceae. Gene Ontology annotation, molecular function: 8-oxo-7,8-dihydroguanine DNA N-glycosylase activity; purine-specific mismatch base pair DNA N-glycosylase activity; adenine/guanine mispair binding. The record is from RefSeq and is a predicted model, not a curated record. Gene Ontology annotation, cellular component: nucleus.
AUGGACAAAUUCCUUCAGAAAACACAAGCGCGAGCAACGCGUUCAAGCGCAAUCAAUGCAUCGCAAAAGUUCUUAUCCCAGUUGGAGCCUGAAGAUGAUAAGAAUUCCGUAACUAAGAAUCGCGCGGCUAAGCGCCCCUCACCUUCUCGCGACGAAGACUUUGACGCGUCUGAGAGAGACGCGACGCCAGAAAACGAUGUCAAGCUGCCUGUAGCAAAGCGACGGAAAACGCAGCUCGCAAGAGGAGGCAAAAAUGCAAACUCCAAGAUUCAUGAGACUCUGUUCUCAAAUGAAGGGGAGACAUGCCAAACCCCAUGCAUCCCUCCGUCAAGGCAUCAUCCUCUCUCAUAUCACCGACCCCUAUUGCUCAAAGAGUCUUCCUCUCGCCGGGCACUUCUCAGCUGGUUUGACGGCGUGAGUACAAAGCGUUCGAUGCCAUGGCGCAAGCCCUGGAUAAAUCCAAAGGAUCAUGGCCAGACAGAACUCCGUAAACUCCUGGAACGACGAGCUUAUGAGGUCUGGAUCAGCGAGAUCAUGCUGCAGCAGACGCGAGUUGCUGUGGUCAUAGACUACUGGAACAGAUGGAUGGAAAAGUGGCCCACGAUCCACGAUCUCGCUUCUGCAAGCGCCGAUGAUGUUCUCAGUGCCUGGCGUGGCUUGGGAUACUACAGUAGAGCAACUAGAAUUCACGAGGCGGCAAAGCUUGUAGUGAACGAUUCUACUAUGGAAGGACUGUUGCCUUCCUGCACUCAAGAUCUCGAGGCAAAGGUUCCUGGUGUUGGGCGAUACACUGCCGGUGCCAUUUCAGCUAUUGUCUUUGGACGAGCUGCGCCGAUGGUUGAUGGAAACGUUUUACGCGUGCUAAGCCGACAACUUGGGCUGUUCGGCAACGUAAAAACCAACAAAGUCGUGAUCGAUACCCUAUGGGCCGCUGCCGAUGCUUUGGUCAAAGCUAUUGCGCGAGAUAGUGAUACUCAAAGCGACGAAGAAGUCGAAACAACCGAUCGCCCUGGACGAUGGGGACAAGCACUCAUGGAAUUGGGAAGCACAAUCUGCAUACCCAAGCCAAACUGCUCCGAGUGCCCCAUUACUUCGACCUGCCGUGCGUACGCCGAAGGACAAACGUUGAUCCCAAGCAAAGAUCGUGAUGCAAAGAUUGGGGACAUUGAAGAUUUGUGCGACCUCUGCGAGCCCUUUGAAGAUUCAACGGCUCCAGACGAGCCAGAGGUCAAGGUGGAAGCCAAGGCCUCCAAAAAGGCCAAGGCAAAUGGAGGACAAGGCAAGCAGAUGACCUUGGCCGCAUUUGCCUUCAAGGGACCAUCUGGAGAUAAGAAGGCUUCCACGAAAGUGGAAACAGGUCCAGGUCCUCGAGAUAUGGAGAUCAUUGUCGAUCACGCACGCAAAUUCCCGCUCAAAGUCAUCAAAAAGGCAGUCAGAGAAGAAGAGACAUUAGUCUGCGUGAUUCGCCGCGGUGACGGGCAAUAUCUGGUUCAGAAACGUCCAGAGAAGGGACUUCUGGCUGGCCUAUGGGAAUUUCCUAGCUAUAUUCUUGAAGACCGGAAAGAGGGUAACACGCCGGUGAAGCGAAGAUCGAAGGCAUCGUCAUACGUUUCCAAGCUGGCAGGUGAGCACGGAGGCAAGGCAGUGAAACCUAAACAUGUGGAGGAGCUUGGCAGUGUACCAUGGCUUUUUUCUCAUUUGAAGCUUACGAUGCAUGUGCACUUGUUCACCCUCGAAGAUGGUGGCUUGAAUGACACAAAGUCGCUUGCUUCAAGUCGACUGAGAUGGGCGACUCCUGAAGCUGUUGACGAAGAGUCCAUGGGUACUGGGAUGCGCAAGUGCUGGACACUUGCUAAGGAUCAAGACUAA